Molecule: messenger RNA, 2088 nt
Organism: Exophiala oligosperma
Lineage: Eukaryota; Fungi; Ascomycota; Eurotiomycetes; Chaetothyriales; Herpotrichiellaceae
Exons: 3
Coding region: 1-2088 (695 amino acids)
Biological process (GO): DNA-templated transcription
Molecular function (GO): zinc ion binding; DNA binding
Source: RefSeq, a predicted model, not a curated record
AUGCACCAAUUGCCGACACACGGAUCAGAUAUGCUUGCUGAGGCCAAGCCGGAAAAGCAAAGAGCUUCGAGGCGGCGACAUCCAGCAUUUGAAGUGGAGGAUACCGACUCACCAGGACCGUGGCCUUUCGAUGUUGACAAAAAAAGUGAAGACCAGCCAAUUCUCCAGAACACAGACUCGACGAGUGACGACUCUCCGCCAGAACUCGAAGACACAUUCAACAGAGGCGACCACCCGACAGCCUAUAGCAGCUCCACCUACUUGACAGAUACUAUUGGUAAAACUAAUACACCUUCCACUAAUGCUGGCGCACCAGCUCUUAGACCUGUCGAAGGCCCUAGAUGUCGGGAUGUCCAAGAUAUCAACAUGGAUUCACCGGGAAAAGAGUUGCAACACAAACUUCUACGACAUUAUGUGGAUUGGAUACACCCUCAGCUACCGUUCCUAGAUAUUCAGGCUAUUGUGGAGACCAUCACCACAACAGCAGCUAUCCAUCCUCAUGGCAUGAGUUCUCUUUUGCUGUAUGCAAUUCUCUUUGCAGGAUCUCUCUAUUCUGAAGACCAAGAUUUCUCCUCAACUUCAUAUGGACUUAAAAGUUGCGGUCAGAGUAGAUUGUGGCGGAAAGCCAAGAUACUGUAUCACGAGUGCCAGAACUACGGCUCUUUAGAUUCAGCUCAGGCGGCUCUUCUCUUAUCUCUCCAAAGAGGCACGGACCCAACAUCACUCGAAAAUGCCACUGUUUGGUUGAGUCGGAGCAUCAGCACAGUGCAAGGACUAAUCACCUCCCAAGAUCACAAAACCCCUAGUGUGAACACAGAUCCUCAACCAGGUGGAUGCCAAAUAGACUAUGAUGCUGAUCUAACUAGACUGGCAUGGGCAAUCCGCAUGCGUGAGUUAACUUUGACCAUCGGGUUCGGUCAGACACCAAGUCUCGCAAUGGGGGUCAUCGAGUCUGCAACUCCGACCUUUCCAACAUUGGACCCAUGCAAGCUUUCAAAGAAGGCUGGAGAGAUAAUGUCACCCUGCUUGUUGCUCCGACCGCCCAAACAGCAAACAAUACUUGCAACUCUGUACUCGGAAAGGCUUAGACUAUCACAACUUAUUGGCUCUGCAGUGUCAAACCCUGAAUCGUUCUUUCAAUCCAAAUCAACCAGCAGUGCAACGAAAAGGCCAGUAAGAUGUCUAGGGCUAGAGUUACAGCGAUGCCCAACAGCGGUUCUCCUAUCUUUUGAAAAGUUUCUCUGCCAAUGGUGGUACUCACUUCCGACAUGGAUGCGUCACCCUACUCCUUCCGACAGUCGCGGGAGUUUAUGUAUGAAAAGGUCACGUCUGAUUAGCUUUCACCUUGCUGUUCUGGCAGUUACAUUUUUAAGUCUCUCGACAACGAAUGUUGAGGCAAGACUGGGCAGAGAAUUGUCUCUGGGGGAAUUUUCAUCUCCAACGGCAAUCGCCAUCUUAGAAGACGAAAAGAAGCUGAACAUCAAAAAGAACCUUAAUAUCUUGGAGUUUGCGUCGAGUGAAGAUCUUCCACACUUACUGGUUGCUACUGGACCUAUGUCGAUUCGCAUGUCGUUAUCAGCAUUGUUGCAAGCCGACGGCAGCUCUUCUGGAUCUCACAACGGUCGGAAGGUGUUGGAGUUGAUCAGAAACUGUGUUGACUAUCUAUUCACCCGAUCGGCUGAUUCCUCCGAGAACUGCACUCUAACAUCUUACAAGCUUGAGGAGCGAUACAGAUUGGCCCAAGAGCAGAGAGAAGAUCUUAACGAUGCCAUUGUUCAAGAUCAAGAACUCCUGAGCAUGCACGCUUCCAUUUCGUCAACAGAGUCGCUCAAAGACUUCGACAACUCGGACGUUUAUCAGAAGCCCAAGGAGCUCAGCGACAGCAAAAAUGGUUCCGUUUGGGUCAGCCAACUGACCAGCGAAAGUCUGGUUCUAGGAUCGACCAAAACCGUGUUGCCUGAAACCAUGCAUAGGAUGAAUCUGGAACGGUGUGCUCCUGUGAGCCCUACAGAUGGAGAAGGCUUUUCACAAUCACCUGCCUACGACUGGUGGGUGGACUUUGAUGCUGACCUUGAAGGUCCUUCUUGA